Molecule: messenger RNA, 1530 nt
Organism: Pedinophyceae sp. YPF-701
Lineage: Eukaryota; Viridiplantae; Chlorophyta; Pedinophyceae
Source: the annotation of a GenBank genome assembly
AUGGCGAUUGAGUCGUUCGAAGAGCUGAGCGCGCUCACGCUCGGGAACUAUCUCGAUAUGGUCGUCGAGGAAGCGCAGAAGGCCGCGGGCCCGCAGCGCGGCCAGGACCUGCUCGCGCUGCUCCGCUCGUCUCCCGGCGGCGUGGUGGACCUGGGCGGCAAGACGGUGUGGCUCAAGGGGGGGCUGCGUCUCAGGGACGAGCAGGGCGCGACGAUCAUGAACGGCACACUCCCCGACGGCUUCGUUUACCUCGAGGGAUCGCGCCGCGUCGGCCCUAACACAACGUCAAGGAUCUGCCUGCGCAACCUGACGUUCCGCGGGCCCGGGAAGCCCGCGGUGGCAGAGCCGAUCGUCGACGGCUACGGAAUCUCGAACGCGUCGCUGGUGUCCGUGCGCGGCGCGGUCGGGGUCGUGAUCGAGGGCUGCACGUUCGUCGGCGCCGCAAGGUCAGCGGAGUGGAAAGGCCUCGAUCGACCUGUCGACGUCAACAAUGACAAAGGCGUCUUGACGGCGGGUCUUCACGUCCGCACGGGCUCCGUUCGCGUCGAGAACUGCUGCUUCGUCGACAACGACGGCCCGGGGGUGUGGGCGGGGUGCGGCUGCCACGUCGCAGCGGUGACGGUGCGGAACUCGCGGUUCGGGGGCAACCGGUACUGCGACGUAGCAGCCGCAGCGAGCGGGGAUGUCGAGCUGGAGGGGUGUGUACUGGCGUCAGCUUGUCGAGUCAACCUGCUGGGCAUGGCGCAGGGCCACGUUCGCGCACGUGGGACGACGUUCUGCAACCGUCACGCCGGCGCCUCGGUGUCGUCGGGGUCCACGGCGGAGCUGGAGCGCUGCACGUUCGACGGCUGUCCGAUUCUGGCACUUGGGGGCGAACUGACGGCGACGGACGUGACAGUGACUGGAGUGCCCAAGCCCAUGCCCGGCGUUAUGAUCGCCGACGGCGCGCGGGGCACCGUGCGCGGUGCCAAAAUCUCGGGCAGCACUGGGCUCGUCGUGUGCGGCGGGAGGCUGGUCGCUAGCGGCGUUGUGUGCAGAGACAACGCCGACAUGGGUGGGGUUGUGGUCGGGCGGGGUGGUUUCCUGCUGCUGGAGAGGUCGACGCUGUGCAAGAACCUGAUCGGAAUCUGUGUCGUCGGGCAGGGCUCGACGGUCGAGGCGGCCGACGUUGAGCUGCACGACAAUGUCGACACCGGGGUGUGUGUGCAAGAAGGGGGGAGUGUCAAGAUGCGUGGCUGCAGCAUCAGCGGUGGGCGGUGCGGCAUAGUCGUCUCAGGGACGGGGGGGGCGCGCGCGACGGCGAAGGACACCGACAUCUCCGGGUGUGCGACGGCGUGCGUCGCGGCGCAAGAAGGUGCACGUGUUGCGCUCGAGGGCGGGCGCGUGACGGACAGCAAGGGGCCGGGCAUCGUGGUAAACGGCGCCGAGACGCGCGUGACAGUGAGCAAGGUCGCCUGUGCGCGUAACGCGGGAGGGGACUACGUGCGUGAUGAGGGGGGGAGUGUCGUGGGCAACGUGGUUGUGGAGUGA